Musca domestica (house fly) is the source of this 437-nucleotide messenger RNA. RefSeq names its product COP9 signalosome complex subunit 9. The record is from RefSeq and is a predicted model, not a curated record. Lineage: Eukaryota; Metazoa; Arthropoda; Insecta; Diptera; Muscidae. Gene Ontology annotation, biological process: negative regulation of protein neddylation. The transcript is spliced from 2 exons. The coding region runs from base 166 to 366 and encodes 66 amino acids.
GAGAUGCCAUUCCGCCUUAAAGAAGCAAACAUUCCUUCGUUCCGAGUACUGUGGUUACAUCUUUUAGCGUCCGCUGAUUUUGCAAGUGAUAACGCAGAGUAAGGAGGUUGUGCAAAUUGUUUGAUAGAUUUAUAUUGAUCAAAAACGGAUUCAAAUACCGAAGAAAUGAAACCAACAUUGGCUGCCGAUGAAAUGUUUCCCGAAGGCGGCGGGUACAUGGAUAUGGAAGAGUCCGGUGGAUCUUCUGCCAUACUCAUGGAUUUGGCCAGCAAUGAAAAACAUGUUCAUGCCGAUUUCUAUAAUGAUUUUGAUGACCUAUUCGAUGACGAGGAUGAUGACUUGUUCAGUCUUGAUGUGAACGCAUAAACAAUUAAUAUUUAUUCUAAAUACAAAACAAAAAAAUAAAACACAAUUCAUACAUUUUUCCAUUCAUAUUA